Molecule: messenger RNA, 1752 nt
Organism: Ramularia collo-cygni
Lineage: Eukaryota; Fungi; Ascomycota; Dothideomycetes; Mycosphaerellales; Mycosphaerellaceae
Product: related to proline transport helper PTH1 C. albicans
Exons: 2
Coding region: 1-1752 (583 amino acids)
Biological process (GO): cardiolipin biosynthetic process; CDP-diacylglycerol biosynthetic process
Cellular component (GO): mitochondrion
Molecular function (GO): phosphatidate cytidylyltransferase activity
Source: RefSeq, a predicted model, not a curated record
AUGGCCCUCCCCAAGCUAGCUUCGUCGCCCGUCUUCCACUCCCUCGUCGGCGCCCAUUCCUUUCUGCUGGGCCAGGCCGCCUGGCACCACCGACCCCAUCAAUUCCGUACCCUUUCCUCCCAAACACCUCGACUCCGCGAGCAAGACACGUCUCCCUCCUCCGACUCGGCCUCCGAUGCAUCCUCAUCCUCAGCAUCCCCCUCCUCAACAUCCUCCUCCUCAACMUCCUCCUCAACAUCCUCCUCAACAUCCUCCUCAACAUCCUCCUCAACAUCCUCCUCAACAUCCUCCUCGGCAUCCUCCACCCGCCAGCAAAAGUCGGAACAAUUGAAGCAAAAGGUGCAAAGGGAAGCUCUGGACCCCACCGCCAAAGACUCUCCCAACCAAUCCCUCCCUCCAGGAUGGGAGGAGAAUGCCGACUACAACAUCAACAAAUUCUCCGAUCUACCCCAUCAAUACUUUGGGCACAAUCAACACAUCAAAAUCAACGAGGAUUUCAAGGAGUCCCUCCGCUCUAUACUCUGGCAAUUUCGCGCUCCCAUCCGCUAUGCCUUUGCCUAUGGUUCCGGUGUCUUUGGACAGAAGUCCUCAUCCUCCUCUCCCUCCACCGAUCUCUCCCCACACCCCAAUCCUCCCAAAGCGGUCGAGGAAUGGCAAAAGGGAGGCGCCAAAGUUAUUGAUUUCAUCUUUGGAGUCAGCCAUACCCAGCACUGGCAUUCCUUGAACCUGUCUCAGAAUCCCCAUCAUUACUCCGGUUUGAAGUAUCUGCCCAAUUCCUCCGCCGCCGUCUCCUGGAUGCAGGAUGGAUGGGGCGCCGGUAUGUACUACAACCCCUUCAUCACUGUCAAUGGCGUCAUGAUCAAAUAUGGCGUCGUCCACCUCGACACCCUGGCGAGAGAUCUCUCCGACUGGGACACGCUCUAUCUGGCCGGCCGCCUCCAGAAACCCGUCAAGAUCCUGAGGGAUGACCCGAGGAUACGUCUCGCAAACCAAGUGAACCUCAUCUCGGCACUGAGGACCGCCUUGUUGAUGUUGCCGGAAAAGUUUAGCGAAAAGAUGCUGUACGAGAGGAUYGCCGGAUUAUCAUACCUGGGCGAUCCUCGAAUGCAUUCCAUGCUGGCGUCGGAAAGUCCAAACAAAGUGUCCAACAUUGUCGGCGCACAACUUCCCGGUUUCCGCCAAUUGUACGUUCCACUUAUCGACAAUCUACCAAACGUCGCCUUUACCGACCCCCGAACACCGCAUCUGGAAGGCUGGGAAAAGGAAGAUGCCAUCCGACAUACGGGAACCCUCUCACGUCUGGAGGCUGAUGUCCUCGGCGGGGAGGAUGGCUUGAUGAUGGAGCAAGACCUCGAUCCCGUUAUGAGAGGGAACAUGGUCCGACGCCUUCCCCGUGCGUUCCGCGAAAAGCUCUACUACGCCUACAAGAAGAAGUUUGGCAUUCCGGGGAGUGCUUUUGGAAACAUCCUCGAGGAUAUGCGGGAUGAGGAUCCCACGGGCUCCUUUAAACGACGCGAGGGAGGGGAGUUUGAGAGGCGAAUCGCCCAACAGGAUGAUUUGGGGGAAAUCAUGAGUAAUUGUGUGAGGAAUACCGUCUCCUGGCCGAGUACCAUGCAGACGGUUAAAGGCGUCUUCACCAGUGGAAUUGUCCGAUCGGUCAAAUAUGUGGCGGAGAAGAGGAGUAAGGGGAAGGCGAAGAAGAUGGAGGCCAAGUCGGAAGGCAAGGAUGAGGGCGGUGACAAAAAGGAGUAG